Messenger RNA from Funneliformis geosporum, 354 nucleotides. The record is from the annotation of a GenBank genome assembly. Lineage: Eukaryota; Fungi; Glomeromycota; Glomeromycetes; Glomerales; Glomeraceae.
AUGUUGUGGACAAAACUUACUACGUUAUUAGCCGCUACCGUUGCAUUCUUUAGUGCUACAGUGCCAUCAGUUAACGCGAAGCCAGUUAAUUAUGUGAACAUAACUUUUGGCAAAUCUCCUGAAAUUAUUAAUAAGCGAGAUAUAAAUGACAAUAAUGAAUUAGUAGCUAGAGGGAAAGAUCGUGGACGUGGUACGGGUACCUUUGGUCGUGGAGGUGUUUUUGACGUAACCUUUGUUGAAAUUCAACGACACUUAUCCGAAGUUCGACAAAUGCUGGGACAAGUUAUGCCUCUACCAGUAAGAAAACGAUCCCACACUAGUCUUAUAUCAAGUGGAAUUCCUUCAAGCCAAUGA